AGAACGCCGCUGGUGAAUGAGACCACAGAUCGUAUCUGGUAACAUUGAAAACCGAUCGCACGGAGCUGCUGGGGUCCCGUCGUCGGUAAACAAUUGCGGUACAAAAUUUAAGUUUUGGCGGUACCAUGAACAAGACAUGCAGGUGUUUCGUCGCGCUCUUCGUGCUGUUUUUUUGGCUUCCGGCAAUCUGCUGCGAAAAAUAUAAACUAUGCGUAGUCGACGGGAAAGAAGGCUAUAAAAAAUCCACCAGGUAUUGCCCGCAGCUUGAUGCGGCGGAGAGCACAGUAGAGUGCGUAGUCGCCUUGGACAGGAUGGAUUGCCUGAGACGUAUCAACAAGCACCAAGCGGAUUUUGCGGUUUUCACGCCCGAGGAUCUCGUAGCGGCGUCGAAUUUGGAGCUAGAAGUGCUGAUUACCAACGAAUUGCGCUACGAAAGAGAGAAAGAGUUCGAAUACGAGGUCGUUGCGGUAGUAGGCAACCACGCGAACAUCAGAAGCAGGCACGAUUUGAGGAACAAGAGGUUCUGUCAUCCCGGUUACGGCUACGAAACUGACUGGACCAGAAUAUUAUCGAACUACUUCGAAGCCAGCACGGUACCACCCCAGUGCGACCCUCAGCUGACUAUUACCGAAAAUCGCGUGAGAGCUUCUUCGGAAAUUUUCCUGAGUGCUUGCAAGGCUGGUCCGUGGGUAAGGAACGCUGUCUUGGAUAGAGAACUGAAACAAAAAUAUCCCAACCUUUGUCGGCUCUGCGACAACCCGGCAAGGUGUUCCAAGCAAGAUAAGUAUUGGGGUAGGAGAGGAUCCCUGCUUUGCCUCACCGACGGAGCGGGAGACAUCAGCUGGGCUCGACUAGAUGACGUCAGGCAACAUUUUGGGCUUACAUCCGGCGGAAAGGAAGAUAGCCCGGAGUUCUACAGCUUGCUGUGUCCCGACGACUCGGUGAUGCCUCUGAACAGCACCGACCCCUGCGUUUGGGUAGUUAAGCCGUGGUCGGUCAUAGCUACCAGAAGGACCAAAGCCCAGGAAAUUCAAGCGAUCAUCUCCAGCCUGAACCACUCGGACGUCAGCCCGUGGAAGUCGAGUUUGCUGUACCUCCUCGAGACCGCUUACGUCACCGUCCAAACCCUCGAUCCCGUCGAGUCGAUAGAGUCUUACUUCCACAAGGCGAAGGGCUUCCUCAGCGCUAACAGCUUCUCAGGAUGUCACCCUCCGAGGACGAUCCGCAUCUGCACCACGUCCAACCUGGAGAACGCCAAAUGCGCCUGGCUGAGGGAAUCGGCUGCCGUUUACGGAGUCGAGCCCGACCUUGACUGCAUAAAAGCCGAUAACGUCACUCACUGUAUGCUCGCCCUGAACGUCAACGCGGCUGACGUCGCCGUAGUUCCACCGGACCUGGUGCACUCGGGAUUGAGGGACUUUAAAUUGAAGACGUUGUUUUACGAAACCGCCAAGGACGAGGACAAGUACGUCAGCGUUGCUGUCACCAGGAAGGGCACCAAAUUCGACGGUUUCAAAGACCUCCGGGGUGCGAAGGCGUGCUUCGCUACCUACGACGGGGUAGCUUGGCAUUCUACCAUUCGCACUCUACAAAAGCUCGGUCUGAUUGGUAACUGUUCGGUCAAUGAGGCGUUGGCCAAAUAUUUCGGACCUUCUUGUGUACCGGGCAUACCGAAGAACGAAUCUUUGGAAAAUCUGUGGAAAACUUGCCAGGACGGGUUCGAUGGCGACUUAGGGGCUUUGCACUGUUUGAGCAGCGGCAUCGGAGACGUCGCCUUCGUGUCCAGGAAUUCCAUAAAGGCAUUUGUUUCCGGUUCGGGCCAGUCCCCCGACUAUCCUUCGAGUAACGAAUCCACCGAUGACUUCGUGGUGGUCUGUCCAUCGAAUCACUACCCCUGCCAUAUGAGUUGGGCGCCAUUAGGUCAAGCGAUGGUGAGGUCCAACAGCACGGAACUCUGGAUGAAGGACACCCUCGACGUGUUUCUCCUGCUAGAUAGUUUGUUCGGGAAAAACUACCGCGAUCUCACGCCCUCUUUCGAGAUGUUCGGCAAAUACGAAUGGCAUUCGAACGUCUUGUUCCACGACGCCACUUUGAGGUUAAGGGAGGUUCCGACGGCAAAAAAUACGGACCAGAUGGCGCUGCCGUACGAAGAAUUGCUGAGGCAAGCGCCGGUGUGUCGUUCGGGGUCUGAAAGAGGCGUAGCGUUGCUGGGCGCGGUCAUGUUGUGCGCGACGUUGGUUUUCUCUUUUUAAAAGUGUACCUUACCGACGGUAGAUGGUUUCCUACAUAUGUUGCCAUAGAAUAAUUACGUGGUAAUCUGUGAUAUUUAGAACAUAAAAAGCGACUGUUUCUUUAUUAAUAAAAUAUAUC
Cylas formicarius (sweet potato weevil) is the source of this 2370-nucleotide messenger RNA. RefSeq names its product transferrin. The transcript has 9 exons. Lineage: Eukaryota; Metazoa; Arthropoda; Insecta; Coleoptera; Brentidae. Gene Ontology annotation, cellular component: signal recognition particle receptor complex. Gene Ontology annotation, biological process: protein targeting to ER. The record is from RefSeq and is a predicted model, not a curated record. Bases 126 to 2252 code for a protein of 708 amino acids.